Molecule: messenger RNA, 774 nt
Organism: Phytophthora nicotianae INRA-310
Lineage: Eukaryota; Oomycota; Peronosporomycetes; Peronosporales; Peronosporaceae
Exons: 1
Coding region: 1-774 (257 amino acids)
Molecular function (GO): phosphatidylinositol binding
Source: RefSeq, a predicted model, not a curated record
AUGAUUUACUUUGCAAUUUGCUUGGUCUCACCAGUAAAGUCAAUCGGCAUCGCAGCGAUGUACCUCGACGACGACUGCUUCCACUCGAGUAUCUCGUGCCGAUCCGACAACCUCGACCCAAAACUCGUGGUAAAGCUGGCGAAUGUGAAACCUGGUAUGCACAUGGGCGACCCCACGCGGUAUGUACUGCAAUGCUCGCUUGCCAAUACGGAUCAUGAGUGGUCUGUAGAGCGCCGAUUCUCGGAAUUCCGGGAUCUGCUGAAGGCACUUCGCGCAUUCUUCUUGCGUCAUGGAGGCGGUGCUCGCCCACUGUGCUUUGGCUGUACAUGGUUCACUCAAACGUUGCGCAGCUACUGGUUACCAAGACGUCACCUCCUGUGCUCACGGUCGACUAACGUGAUCAACCAGCGUCGCACCGAACUCCAUCAGUUCACACUUAUAUUGGCUUCGCACACCUUUUCCGCAGUACCCAAGUGCAUUUCCUGCGCUAAAACCAUCUUCCCGAUAGUGCGCGACUUCUUCGUUCGAGAUGCCACGCUACCUGCUAAUGUUAGCUUGCAGACAUUGGAGCAGUCUCUCCAAGCCAAGAACUUUUCGCCUGUUUCGGAUCCGAGCAAAAGCCAAAUCGAGUUUCGUAAGGCCCGCUCAGUGUGGAAAGUCUUGCAGAUGGAGAAGCCCGUGUAUUCCAAACUCAGCGAGUACCAGCAACAACAAAUGUGCCGGGAACAACAACGGGUUGCCAUAUCGCCCGUAGCGUCGGAGAAUCGCUCUUAA